This is a messenger RNA of Daldinia decipiens, 1302 nucleotides long. RefSeq lists its product as uncharacterized. Gene Ontology annotation, biological process: protein phosphorylation. The transcript is spliced from 8 exons. The record is from RefSeq and is a predicted model, not a curated record. Bases 1 to 1302 code for a protein of 433 amino acids. Gene Ontology annotation, molecular function: ATP binding; protein kinase activity. Lineage: Eukaryota; Fungi; Ascomycota; Sordariomycetes; Xylariales; Hypoxylaceae.
AUGACUCUACAUAGCGGAGAUGUUGCUCAAACAGAAAACCUUCUGAGAUCGUAUUUCUCACGCGACCCGGAACAACGAUUCGAACUCGAAAGGGCGAUAGGGGCCGGAAUGAGCGGAGUAGCAUGGAAAAUUAAGUAUGAGGAACAAAUACAAGGACAAACACAAACAAGGCGUUUAGUACUGAAAGUGGAGCGCCCUCGAGAUGAGGAACUGCCGUCUCAAAGCGAUUACGAAGGAGAUACACCUAUGACCAACGUCGACGACUUCAAUGACGAUGGCGAAGAUGAAGGCAAUGGCGGAAAUGAAGGCAGUGAGAACAAUAAUGCUAAUGAGGACAUUGAUUAUAAUGCCGAGGUGGACGGCCGGAUCCCAUAUACUUUUGACCCCUCCGCUCAUCAGCUCGUUAACGAGCGCAAUGCUCUUAAGAUGAUGCAAAAGGCCAGACACAUUGUAAACCUUAUAGAACCACCUCACGACCCUCUGGCUACAAGAUUCGAAGGCGUCGAAGCCCACGGCCUCGCGGGAUGGGUUUUAAUGGAAUACUUAGAAAAUGGGACCUUGCGCGAUUUUGUAACAAAUGUCUCCGAAAUAUUAGACGAGCCGCUCCCGAAUAGAUUGUUAUGGAGAUUAUUCCUAUGCUUAAUACGCGCAUGUAUUGCCAUGGCAUACCCACCACAUGAAGGGCCAAACGGGGUCGUAACCGAGCGUGUCAGACCGGGUCGUCGUCCUAGGAAGACAGAGCACGGCGAUAUGCAUGAUGAGAAUGUCAUGUUUGGUCCUCUAUUACCAAACGGCGGCAUCGAGCAUGCUCUAACCCCAGUCAUGAAGCUGAUCGACUUUGGAAAUAUGUCUGAUUUUCCAGACGAUGAUGACCAUGCUUGGAGAGGAGAAAGACAGAAUAUAUUUGAGAUAGGCGUUCUCAUGUGCCUACUAAUAUCACUAGAUAGCGACUCGGUAGCACUUGUAGUGGAUGGUGGUAAUGAUAUGUAUACGGGAUUCCUCUCGGCUGGAAAUAACCAGCCACCAAUCAAAGUGGCCGCGGGAUUUAUGUGUCCAGAUGAUCCUGACAAUGAAGACUUCAGUCAUAUAGACCCAAUCUUGCUCAGAGUGGUGUUGACUUGCACAGCGUGGAAUCCACCGGACCGACCUUCUCUAGCAGCUCUCGAGCAACUGGCUUACCGGGCUGUAAAUGAGCGAACCCAGCAAGCCUAUUUUCAAGCCAACUUCCCGUCGGCCGAGGCUGAAAGUGACGAAAAUAUUCGGCUAAUCAUCCAGGAUAUGAUAUUUAAUGCUAGAACAUAG